AUGUGGCCCGGCCAGGCCAUGACCCUCAAGGUCAAGAAGGUCAUUCACCACGAGAAGUCCCAGUACCAGGAUGUCCUCAUCUUCGAGUCCACCGACUACGGCAUGGUCCUGGUCCUGGACAACGUCAUCCAGGCCACCGAGCGUGACGAGUUCUCCUACCAGGAGAUGAUUACCCACCUGGCCAUGAACUCCCACCCCAACCCCAAGAAGGUCCUCGUCAUCGGCGGCGGCGACGGCGGUGUCCUCCGCGAGGUCGUCAAGCACGAGUGCGUCGAGGAGGCCAUCCUCUGCGACAUUGACGAGGCCGUCAUCCGCCUGUCCAAGCAGUACCUCCCCAACAUGGCCGUCGGCUUCGACCACCCCAAGUCCAAGACCCACGUCGGCGACGGCUUCAAGUUCCUCGAGGAGUACAAGAACACCUUUGACGUUAUCAUCACCGACUCCUCCGACCCCGAGGGCCCCGCCGAGUCCCUCUUCCAGAAGCCCUACUUCCAGCUCCUCCACGACGCCCUGAGGGAGGGCGGUGUCAUCACUACCCAAGGUUCCGAGAACCAGUGGCUCCACAUGCCCCUCAUCUCCAAGCUCAAGAAGGACUGCAAGGAGAUCUUCCCCGUCGCCGAGUACGCCUACACCACCAUCCCCACCUACCCCAGCGGCCAGAUCGGCUUCAUGGUCUGCACCAAGGACGCCGGCCGCAACGUCAAGGAGCCCCUCCGCAAGUGGUCCGCCGAGGAGGAGGAGAAGCUGUGCAAGUACUACAACGCCGACAUCCACAAGGCCGCGUUCGUCCUGCCCAACUUUGCCAAGAAGGCUCUCGAGUAA
Messenger RNA from Colletotrichum abscissum, 822 nucleotides. RefSeq names its product spermidine synthase. Gene Ontology annotation, molecular function: catalytic activity. Gene Ontology annotation, biological process: polyamine metabolic process. The record is from RefSeq and is a predicted model, not a curated record. The transcript has 3 exons. NCBI's taxonomy places the organism in Eukaryota, Fungi, Ascomycota, Sordariomycetes, Glomerellales, Glomerellaceae. The coding region runs from base 1 to 822 and encodes 273 amino acids.